This is a messenger RNA of Neurospora crassa OR74A, 348 nucleotides long. RefSeq lists its product as hypothetical. The transcript has 4 exons. NCBI's taxonomy places the organism in Eukaryota, Fungi, Ascomycota, Sordariomycetes, Sordariales, Sordariaceae. The record is from RefSeq and is a predicted model, not a curated record. The coding region runs from base 1 to 348 and encodes 115 amino acids.
AUGUCCAUCCACGCUACGCUUGGAGCGACUCUGUAUCGGGCGGCUGUCGCGCGUAUCGUCGAGGACUGUUACAUAGGGGCUGGAGCCGUCAACAUGGCAAGGGAAUCGUGGAAUGGUGGAAGACGAGUUGGGGUGGUACAGAGACGGCACGUGUUUGGGUGGUCUGAGGGUGUGUAUCAGACUGUCAGGCACCGCCUCGUGGUGGGCGGAACUGCGGGGAUCAUGCGAAACCAGGUUUCUAAAGUCGGACACGAGGAUCGUUUGGGAAUCGCUCGCUUUUUGGUGGUGGUGUUUCGUCUUGAGUCGAAAGGCCCAGAUUGGUCGAAGACGACUAGUCGGAAGCACUGA